This is a messenger RNA of Ailuropoda melanoleuca (giant panda), 3849 nucleotides long. It is a transcript of the gene FBXL3, whose product is annotated as F-box and leucine rich repeat protein 3. The record is from RefSeq and is a predicted model, not a curated record. Gene Ontology annotation, molecular function: protein binding. Gene Ontology annotation, cellular component: mitochondrion. Gene Ontology annotation, biological process: positive regulation of protein ubiquitination. The coding region runs from base 701 to 1990 and encodes 429 amino acids. The transcript is spliced from 5 exons. NCBI's taxonomy places the organism in Eukaryota, Metazoa, Chordata, Mammalia, Carnivora, Ursidae.
UGCUGCUGAUAUCCAAUCCAGUGGCCCAGAUCUUUUCAUUAGAGUCUUUUUUCUCCUUCUUUUGAAAUAUUUGUAAAUAUGCCAUCCACUCCGAGUUUCCUACAAAUAACCGCUACACAGGUUUUCACCACCACACUCUUCCUACCAUGAAGUUUUGCGAAUUACUCUCUUCCCACUGUUUUUUUUUCUUGUAUUCCAGCUGAAGAAUGCAAAUUAAUUUUGAUAUUAGUCGAAGCAGAACACAAACGGAAAGGGAAUGUGAUGCCAAAACAGGCUUAAAGCUCAGUACAAAUGGGCUUUUAAAAUUACUACAUGCACAGUUUAUGAAAAGUGCUUAAUACAAAUGGUGGACACACAGCUGAGUGUUCUCGUCAGCUCUUCUAAUGAACCGGUUUAUUGCUUCUUUCAGAGUGUAUGGAAAUGUUCAGAGUUCAGUAACUCCCUGUGCUGUUCAGCUAGUCUGUAGUUUUUCCUCAUUAGUGUUUUUGGUGUUUUUUUUUUUUUUCCUUUGGUGCAUCAUGGUAAUAUCGGUCCCUACCAAAUAUUUUUGGGGCCUAAGUUGCAUGAAUUAUUUGGAGCCUGGAGAAGUUGCAGUUUGAAAUGGAACUGCUGGAGCCCUGAAGAAUCCUAAUUUUGGUGCUUUGCAAAGUCUCAUUGACAUUUAUUGUCCAGUUUCCUCUUCUGCACUCGUCCUGUUCGAAUGAUGAAACGAGGAGGAAGAGAUAGUGACCAUAAUUCAUCAGAAGAAGGUACUGCAGAGAAUUCUAAGAAAUUGAGGACUACAAAUGAGCAUUCUCAGACUUGUGAUUGGGGUAAUCUCCUUCAGGACAUUGUUCUCCAAGUAUUUAAGUAUUUGCCUCUUCUUGACCGGGCUCAUGCGUCACAAGUUUGCCGCAACUGGAACCAGGUAUUUCACAUGCCUGACUUGUGGAGAUGUUUUGAAUUUGAACUGAAUCAGCCAGCUACAUCUUACUUGAAAGCUACACAUCCAGAGUUGAUCAAACAGAUUAUUAAAAGACAUUCAAACCAUCUGCAAUAUGUCAGCUUCAAGGUGGACAGCAGCAAAGAAUCAGCUGAAGCAGCUUGUGAUAUAUUAUCACAACUGGUAAAUUGCUCUUUAAAAACACUUGGACUUAUUUCAACGGCUCGGCCAAGCUUUAUGGAUUUACCAAAGUCUCACUUUAUUUCUGCACUGACAGUAGUGUUUGUAAACUCCAAAUCCUUAUCCUCGCUUAAAAUAGAUGAUACCCCAGUAGAUGAUCCAUCCCUCAAAGUACUAGUGGCCAACAACAGCGAUACACUCAAGCUGCUGAAAAUGAGCAGCUGUCCUCACGUCUCUCCAGCAGGUAUCCUUUGUGUGGCUGAUCAAUGUCAUGGCUUACGUGAACUGGCCCUGAAUUACCACUUGUUAAGUGAUGAAUUGCUGCUUGCUUUAUCUUCUGAAAAACACGUCCGAUUGGAACAUUUGCGCAUUGAUGUAGUCAGUGAGAAUCCUGGACAGACACACUUCCAUACUAUUCAGAAAAGCAGCUGGGAUGCUUUCAUCAGACAUUCACCAAAAGUAAACUUAGUGAUGUAUUUUUUUUUAUAUGAAGAGGAAUUUGAUCCAUUCUUUCGGUAUGAAAUACCUGCCACCCAUCUUUACUUUGGGAGAUCAGUAAGCAAAGAUGUGCUUGGCCGUGUGGGAAUGACAUGCCCUAGGCUAGUUGAACUAGUAGUAUGUGCUAAUGGAUUACGGCCACUUGACGAAGAGUUAAUUCGCAUUGCAGAACGUUGUAAAAAUUUGUCAGCUAUUGGACUAGGGGAAUGUGAAGUCUCAUGUAGUGCCUUUGUUGAGUUUGUGAAGAUGUGUGGCGGCCGCCUGUCUCAGUUAUCCAUUAUGGAAGAAGUAUUAAUUCCUGACCAAAAAUAUAGUUUGGAGCAGAUCCAUUGGGAGGUGUCCAAGCAUCUUGGUAGGGUGUGGUUUCCAGACAUGAUGCCCACUUGGUAAAGACUGAAUGAUGUAGGGCAUGGUGAAUAGCACCUUAACAUUAAGCAUAUUGUAUUUAUAAUAAGAGUUUAUUUCCUGUAGUUCUGAUGUAUUCUAUUUUGUGGCAUGGAAAUUUGAUAUCUGCAUUGAAUACGUAAGGAUUGUUCAUUGGAAGACCCAUGGACCAGUUUCCGUCAGAAAACUUCAUCUCUUUCUUUAGCCUAAUAGCAAUCAAAGCUCAGAAAAACUUUUUUUAAAUGUGGUUCAGAUCUGAAAUUAAUAACCAGUUAUGAAGCUUAACAGUCUGAAAGAAACAAAACCUAUAUAUUAUAAUAUCUGAGAAGUGAGUACUAAUAGGUUUUCCAAAGUUAUGUUCUCUAUGCAUUUUUUUAAAAAUGUAAACUUGACAUUUUAGGGUCUUCAGUUAUACAUACACCUGUUAUAAGGUGUUUAAUAUAGCUCAGGACAGAGCAUUUUGUGAGAAAAAUGUAGGAUAUAUCAUAUCGAAUGAAAGAGAUUGGUUGAAUGUUCUGGAAUAUGUUACAGAGCUGUUCAAAGAGGUGUGUGUAAGUAAUUGGAUCUCUUAGAAAACUGGAAGUAUCAAAGUGGUUAUUAUAGAAAGAUAAUAAACAGAGCCAAGAUCAAAGUAAAAGAAAAAAACAGGAAGGGAGGCAGUGUUUAACUUUGUAUAAACUUUCAGGUUUGCUCUAUAAUCUGCUAAACCAUAUAAAUUCUCUUCUGUGAUGUUACUAUGUAUGUGACACUUUGAGGCAUCCUAUUGUAAAGUAAGGAAUGCUUUACCAGUUCUCCUUGGUUUUGUUUAUCUUUGUUUAAGCUAGUUUUGAAGUAUUAUACAGUAAUUGAAAUGAAAAGCUUAUCUAUUUAAAAAAGCCAAAUUAAAGUAAUUAAAAGUAGAACUUUAAAAUGUUUAUAAAUUAUUUCCAUGAAAGAAUAUUAUUCUCCAGUGAAUUUUAGUGAUGGCUCAUUUUUCCAUUUUGGAAUUAAAUAGUUACAUAAGUAGAACUUUCAAAAAUCAUAAAAGGAGCACCAAUGUAGAGUUCAGUAUAAACAAGUAAACUUAAAAGAGGAUAUAUUUAAGUUCAUAAUCAUAUUUUUGAGUAAAUAUUGCUCAGUGGACUGGAAAAUUUUAAUAGAAAAAUAUCUGCAGUUUUGUGAUUGUUAAUUUGGUUAAAGUGCUAUUUUAUAUUAUUUAAGUUAGGUAGCAUUUUUAUUACUUUCAUAUGAAUAAAGGUAAUCCAUACAUUGCUGUAAAAAUACUAAGUUUUGGGCUACAUUUAGUUUUUUUAGGUAUUAUAUAAGCUUUGAUACUGAGCACUAGCGCUAGUAGAUAUUACCUUCCUAAGGGAAAUUACAAAUGAUUUAACCCAACGGACUAAUAUAUUAAUGCUUGAAACUUUAGAAAGCAUCUUGGUAAUUAUGGAAACUAACAGUCUUACAGAUCUAAUCUAUUUUUAAAAUAGAUUACCUUCCUAAGAAUAAAGUAAAAGGUUAUUUUUCAAAAGGGUAUUCUGGCCACAUAUAAAUGAGAAAAAAGGCUGAUCCAGACUUGGAAAUUAAAAGCAAUUAUUGUAAUAUUUUCCCCUCUUACUAAACAGUAAAUAGCUUUGUACAAGAGAUACCUGUGUUAGUGGAUGAAACUUUUUUUCCUUGAACAACUUUGGAAAAUGGAUUUGACAAUACAUAAUCAGUUCUAACCAAAGCUUUAUUUGGAAAUUUACUUUUUUGUACAAAUUGAAUUAUAUAAUGCUUGAAAUACUUUAAGUCACUUUAUAAGUAAAAUGCAUAGCACUUACUUUGUUUAUACUGUAAAGUAUAUGUUAAAUGCAUUUAUCAAUUUGAGAAUAAAGAUAGUUACUAAU